This is a messenger RNA of Trichophyton verrucosum HKI 0517, 2340 nucleotides long. RefSeq lists its product as uncharacterized. The transcript is spliced from 3 exons. The record is from RefSeq and is a predicted model, not a curated record. Bases 1 to 2340 code for a protein of 779 amino acids. Lineage: Eukaryota; Fungi; Ascomycota; Eurotiomycetes; Onygenales; Arthrodermataceae. Gene Ontology annotation, molecular function: protein binding.
AUGGUCCUCCCAAAAUUCUUCAAGUCACCAAAACCCGUCGACAAGAAGAAACACAAGGCCUCGCCGUCCGCAUCCUCGAUCGCGGACCAGACAGCAGACGCUCCCUCGCCGUCGACGACGACCUCGCUGCCCCGUCGCAAGACCGACACCGCCGAGCGUCCCCAGAGCACCUCGCUCGACCAACCGCCCGCCUACAGUCGAGAGACCCCCGAGCUCUCUGAUCCCUUUGGCCCUCCGCCGCCGCCGCCGCCGCAGUCGUCUUCGGCCCAGAGCAGCCCGACCAAGGGGCCUCACCGUCGGCUCAGCACCAGGCCGCACCCUUCGUCGACUCCCUCGUCCCCGACUUCCUCGCCGCGUGCGGCCUCCGCCUCUGCGUCGAGAAGCAGGCCCGCCCCCCGGCACUCUACCACCGCUCCCGCAGCAGCAGGAGGACCAGCAGCCGGAGCUGCGUCUGCCAGGUCCAGGCGAGAACUGAGCCCGUCCACUACUCCUAAUAUCGCUGCUGCUACCGCCGCCACCGCCGCCGCCGCAGCAUCGCCCGGACUCAAGUCAAAGCUGUCAAAGAAAGUCAGCAGUGGAGGCCGGUUUGCCCUUGAUCCCAACUCACAUCCGUUGAAUCUUCCCCCGGACGAGCUCCGUAGACUCUCAGCAAACAUGGCAGCCGCCGCAGCAGCAGCAGAGCGGGAUGAUACCCUGCGCAGCUCCAUGGAUAUCGACAGAGACGGCCCUUCUUCACCGUCUGGCCCGUCUCCUUUCUCAGCAACCGGCACCACGCCGUUGAAGCCCGAGGUCAACGGUACCGGUAACCACCCGCAGGACUCUGAAAGGAGUCCGACUCCCCCUCCUCACACCUCUCCACCUCCUCCACCAGUUGAUCCGGAGACACACAAGCUUGCGGGGAAUAAAUUCUUCAAAGCUGGUGAAUUCUAUAGGGCUAUCCAGGAAUAUACCAAAGCUGUCGAGGCGUCUCCCUCUUCGUCCACAUAUCUGUCCAACCGAGCAGCUGCGUAUAUAUCUGCAAACCGAUACUCGGAGGCGCUGGAUGAUGCCAAACGUGCAGACGAGCUGGAACCAGGCAACCCGAAGAUUAUGCACAGGUUGGCGAGAAUAUACACGGCCCUCGGUCGUCCGGCAGAGGCUCUCCAGGUAUAUUCAAAAAUUCGACCUCCAGCGUCAGCAAAGGAUACCGCACCUGCGGAAGCUAUGCUCAGGAAUGUCUCCCAGGCUGAGGAAACCCUUCGAGGAGAGAAGGGUGGCUCCAUGGUUUUGUACUGUUUGGACCAGGCUGUGAGGGGACUUGGCAACGGGGUACAGCAGCCGCGCAGCUGGUUGCUAAUGCGGGUAGAGGCAUUCCUGAAGAUGGGUAACAUUAACGCUUUGGGCGAGGCGCAGAACAUUGCCAUGUCCCUACUCCGCGAUAACAACCAGGACCCAGAUGCCGUCUUCUUGCGUGGCCGACUGUUCUACCUUCAGGGUGACAACGACCAGGCACUCAAGCACUUAAAACGAGCUCUCAGCUUGGAUCCGGACUCCUCUCAAAUUAUCAAAUUUCUUCGAAUGGUACAGAAGCUCCUGCGGAUCAAGGAUGAAGGAAACGCCGCAUUCAAAGCUCGCAAGUACAGAGAAGCAAUUGAUUUAUACACCAAGGGCCUCGAGGUUGACCCCAACAACAAGGACAUCAACUCGAAGCUUCUCCAAAACCGUGCUCAGGCACAUAUAAAUAUCAACGAGUACGACAAGGCCAUCAAAGACUGCACCAGUGCCCUAGAGUUCGACCCAAGCUACAUCAAAGCCAGAAGAGUUCGAGCAAAAGCAAAUGGAGGAGCCGGUAACUGGGAUGAAGCCCUCAAGGAACUGAAGGAUAUUGCAGAGAGCAGUCCAAACGAAAAGGGCAUCCAAGAAGAAAUCCGAAACGCAGAGUGGGAGCUUAAGAAGAGUCAGCGCAAGGACUACUACAAGAUCCUCGGUGUAUCGAAGAAUGCUACCGAAACCGAAAUCAAAAAGGCGUACCGCAAGCUAGCUAUUCAACACCAUCCUGACAAGAAUAUCAAUGGAGAUAGCAGCGACGAUACCCUAUUCAAAGAAAUUGGAGAGGCCUACGAGACCUUGAGUGACCCUCAGAAGCGACAAUCUUAUGAUAAUGGAGAAGACCUAAUAGAUCCUUCAAAUCCUUUUGCUCAUGGUGGCUUUGGCAUGGGCGGCAUGGGCGGCAUGGGUGGCAUGGGUGGUAUGGGAGGACAGAACAUCCACAUUGACCCCAGUGUCUUGUUCAACAUGAUGAAUAAUGGAGCUGGCUUCCAAAGCGCAGGAGGCAACCCCUUCCAUUCCCAUGGAUGGUAA